Hirsutella rhossiliensis is the source of this 717-nucleotide messenger RNA. RefSeq lists its product as uncharacterized. The transcript has a single exon. NCBI's taxonomy places the organism in Eukaryota, Fungi, Ascomycota, Sordariomycetes, Hypocreales, Ophiocordycipitaceae. Bases 1 to 717 code for a protein of 238 amino acids. The record is from RefSeq and is a predicted model, not a curated record.
AUGGCUACUUUAUCCGAGCUGCAAACCGCUUUUAAUGGCAAAACGCUCGAUUUGAGUCGUGACGAGGCAAACAAAAAAUGGAUUCUCCAUUUCAACCCGACGUCCGACUAUACACUCGCGACCCUCGGCAAUGGAACCGGCAAACUUCUCUUUCGAGUCGUGCACCACGGCUCGGCAACCGACUGGGUCUUCUGCAUCCGAGUCCAGAGGGACGACGCCGAUGCGGCGAAAAAGGAGCUGAGGACAGAGAUGGAAAUCCUGCAACGGCUAGGCAAGGCCGGGGUGCCGGUGCCUGGCCCCUUCCGAGAGGGACAGCCGCCGCAUUUCGUUUCGUGCGAGGUAACCAACUUUGACGAUGAGGACCCGAAGCCCAAAAAAAGCUGGGGUUUCUUUCUCCAAUUCACCGACAUGCAACGAGGCAGCGGUCGCUUUGUCGAAAUGAAAAAAGUCGAAAACCCCACCACGGCCGAUCGAGGACAAUGGUUGCGAAUGACGAUGGAGACGGAGAAUCCCGGACCCGAGCUAAAGGAGCGGACCAAGAGGUCGCUGGGGAGGAUCCGAGAGGCGUGGAAGGCGGAGCAGUGGGGGGAUUUCCAGGCCGCGUAUGAUAGAGAGACGGGCGAGCUGAUGGUGUUUGAUCCCUACGACGUGCUGAGCAAUGCGGACCAGACGACGUCGAUCCUAGAGGAGUGGGCCAAGUAUCUAGAGUCAUGCUAG